AUGACUCAUUUAUGUUUCAUAUUGUAUGCAUUAUUUCAGGGUCUCAGUGAGACAAGUAGAACGGAGAAAAAAAAUAAAAACAAUUUAGUUCAAAAAUAUUUAUUGCUUAUGUUGUGUUUGCAUGUGAAAAUCUCAAUGGAUGUAUCAAGAAAAUACACAGGGCAGCAUAAAAUACAGGGUGUUCAAAAAAAACGCAACCCAAAGAAAUCACUAUAUCUUGGAAAAUACUUAUCCAUUUGUGUUCAUUUUUUCAGGAAAGAAAGAAGAGACUAUGUGUGUAUAGCUCCUGCUGUUAGUUAGUUGUAAAAUAUGAUGCCUUGGACACCUUCUCAAAAGACAUUAGUAUUGGAAAGAUACGAAAAACGCAACCAGAGGUGACUGCCAGAGCAAUAAACCCUACUUACUUUCUAACCAUGGUGUUUUGGCACUUCAGAUUCACCACAAAUUAUCUUCAUAUAAUGUGUAGUGAAUUGGGGGAGUUUCAUUAAAAUCACUCCAGGGACUUUACAGUCAUGGUCAAAAUGCCUUCUUAAGUCUGGCUGAACCAGGGUGUUUGACUGGGUUUUGAAAGCAUUUCAACCAAAACUGUAAAGUCCCUGGAGUGAUUUUGAUUUCACUCUACAGAUUUAUCAUACAUUGAAUGAAGAUGAUUUGUGCCAAAUUUGAAUAGCCAAAACACUAUGGUUAGAAAGUUAUUUGGUUUUAUUGCUGUGGCAGUAGUCUCUGACUGCGUUUUUCGUAUCUUUCCAAUACUAAUGUCUUUUGAGCAUUUGUCCAAGGCAUCAUGUUUUACAACUAACUAACAACAUGAGCUAUACAUACACAGUCUCUUCUUUCCUUCCUGAAAAAAUGAACACAAUUGGACUAGUAUUUUCCAAGAUAUAGCGAUUUCUUUGGGUUGCGUUUUUUUUUGAACACCCUGUACAUCAU
Molecule: messenger RNA, 930 nt
Organism: Owenia fusiformis
Lineage: Eukaryota; Metazoa; Annelida; Polychaeta; Sabellida; Oweniidae
Source: the annotation of a GenBank genome assembly